AUGAAGAUGGAAUAUCACGACAAAACAAAACAAUUUCUGGCCUUGGCUCCGGGGCCGCCGCGUAUGUUCGCUCCGCAGACUUCGACGGCUGUCAGUAGGCCAAAAAAGAACUCCACGGCGUGUCUAGCAUGCAAAGCAGCAAAGAGAAAGUGUUCAGGACCAGAUGCGCCAUGUAAGGCUUGUCGAGCGACCAACACUGAUUGCCACUUUGAUCCAACUCGAGACCUCAGACGCAAGGUAGCCGUCAAGCGGACGAUUCAGGAGCUCACAAACCACAAAGAUCUACUAGAAUCUUUGUUAAAAACCCUCAGGUCGGCUGAUCGACAUGAGUUUGAGCAUCUGAUGCGCUUGAUACGUGAUAAGGCUCCAUUGCAGGAUAUUGCCCGUGCUGUUGGUAGCCUCGCCACGAUCUUUGGAGAUCCCCAGGAGCUAUCCAAUGCCACCAAGUUAGCAAUCGCAGAGUAUGGGGAUGGCAUCUUGGAUACUUCGAGCACUGGUGUCAGACGACCGUCGGACCCUAGCAACGCAGGAAGCUCACCAGAAGAUGCCCAACCCAUCAAAACUUCUCAAUGGCCAAAAGUUAGCCCAUAUGCCCGUGUCACACUUGAGAGCCUUUGCGACAUACCCCCGUUUGAGGUGCCGGCAAAGCCGUGGACGGCGAUAACAAAUGAUGAUUACCUGGUCUCACAUCUGGUCUCGCUAUAUUUCACCUGGGACCACCCGUGUUCGCAAUUCCUUGACCAAGGUAUCUUCCUUGAGCAUAUGAAGCUUGGGGAUCGAAGAUCGAAGUUCUGCACUCCGCUUCUCGUCAAUAGCCUCCUGUCAAUGGCUAGUGCCCAUUCUGAUAGCCCAGAUGUUCUCUCGAUCUCCAGAGAUUCACUCUCACGGGGGCAGAGCUUUUUUAACGAGGCACAAAGAUUGUGGGAAGCCGACUGUGAUGAUGAUGGCGAUGAUGAUCGUGAAAUUCCUAAAAUCCAGGCUCUUCUCCUGAUGUGCUGCGUAUUCAAAUACCAGGGGCGAGCCAAGAAAGGCUGGAUGAUGUUGACUCAGGCUAUUCAGUUGGGUCGGGAUAUAGGGCUGGUUGAUGCCCCAGCAGAUUCGCAAAACAAGACGUCGCCCGAGGUAGAACGUGUUCGCACGAUCACUGCCUGGGGAAUUUUCAACCUGAGCUUACAAAUGUCAAUUGAGCUACAAAGGCCCGCCCCCCUGGCGUAUCCCACACCCGGUGUCAAGCUGUGUGGUAGCGAAGAUUUCGAUUGGACCCCAUAUCCUCGUUUAAACAAAAUCACUUACAACAAGAAGCCAGCCCGUCUACCCGAAAUUAGAGAAGGACUGGCCGAAAUCACCAUAAUUUUAGUCGAUGUACAGAAACUCGUUUCCGAUAAACGUCGGCACAUCAGUCUUGAUGAGUUAUGGAGGAAAGCUGAAGAUCCAUUUGAUCGGUUGGCUGCGUGGUUGCAACGUUGGCCGAGCGUCCACGGAAUACAACAAAGCACAGUCCCUCAAGUUCUUCUCCUGCGAAUAAAAUGCCUCCAGGCUAUCAUCCAGUUGUGUGAGAUUCUCAAUGACCCUCAUCAACCACAAUUUGGCCGACAAGCCAAGUACUAUCAGCUUAAAUCGGCUGUGGAAACGGCGCAAUGUCUUAAAAUCCACCGUCAGUUGUAUGGUCUCAAGCAUAUACCCAGCGAGAUGGUCAAUGCCACACAGGCAGGCCUUCGGAUUUUGCUAUACCAACUAGAAGACGGCGACGAUGCCAAACAGGCAUUUGUUGAGUUCUGUCGGUUUGGAAGGGCUCUUGGUCACAGGUUCAAGCAAACAACCGACGUAAUUCAUGAGAUCAGGAAGACUGUGCUGCACCGAAGCCUUCGAUUGCCGUCGGAGGCUAUUGCAAUACUCGAUGAUCGGGAACCAUGGAGGGUACUCGAGCCGUGA
Messenger RNA from Penicillium paradoxum, 1932 nucleotides. RefSeq names its product putative C6 transcription factor. The coding region runs from base 1 to 1932 and encodes 643 amino acids. Lineage: Eukaryota; Fungi; Ascomycota; Eurotiomycetes; Eurotiales; Aspergillaceae. Gene Ontology annotation, molecular function: zinc ion binding; DNA binding; DNA-binding transcription factor activity, RNA polymerase II-specific. The transcript is spliced from 6 exons. The record is from RefSeq and is a predicted model, not a curated record. Gene Ontology annotation, biological process: regulation of DNA-templated transcription; DNA-templated transcription.